Molecule: messenger RNA, 2164 nt
Organism: Hemicordylus capensis (graceful crag lizard)
Lineage: Eukaryota; Metazoa; Chordata; Lepidosauria; Squamata; Cordylidae
Gene: CDK9
Product: cyclin dependent kinase 9
Exons: 7
Coding region: 27-1259 (410 amino acids)
Biological process (GO): protein phosphorylation
Cellular component (GO): nucleus
Molecular function (GO): cyclin-dependent protein serine/threonine kinase activity; ATP binding
Source: RefSeq, a predicted model, not a curated record
GCGCUGCCGGAAGCGGUUCAGCGGAAAUGGAGCGGAAGGGCGGAAGCGUGUGCGGCGCCGCGCUCCCGCCGGACGGAGGGCGCCGCCAGCCGCAGCAGCCCGAGGAGAGCGGCGGGGGCGGCAGCGGCGGCGGGUCCGCCAUGGCCAAGCAGUACGAGACGGUGGAGUGCCCCUAUUGCGACGAGGUCUCCAAGUACGAGAAGCUGGCCAAGAUCGGGCAGGGCACCUUCGGGGAGGUGUUCAAAGCGAAGCAUCGUCAGACCGGCAAAAAAGUGGCCUUGAAGAAGGUGUUAAUGGAGAAUGAAAAGGAAGGGUUUCCUAUCACAGCCCUGAGGGAGAUCAAAAUUCUCCAGCUGCUCAAGCAUGAAAACGUGGUGAACCUCAUUGAAAUCUGUAGGACCAAAGCCUCUCCCUACAACCGCUGCAAGGGCAGCAUCUACCUGGUGUUUGAUUUCUGCGAGCACGACCUGGCCGGCCUCCUGAGCAACGCCCACGUGAAGUUCACGCUCUCGGAGAUCAAGAAAGUGAUGCAGAUGCUCUUGAACGGCCUCUACUACAUUCACAGGAAUAAGAUCCUGCACCGGGACAUGAAAGCCGCAAACGUGCUUAUCACCCGGGAUGGGGUUCUGAAACUGGCCGAUUUUGGGUUGGCACGAGCCUUCAGCCUGGCCAAGAACAGCCAGCCCAACCGCUACACCAACCGGGUGGUGACUCUGUGGUAUCGGCCUCCGGAGCUGCUUCUGGGAGAACGAGACUACGGACCACCCAUUGAUCUCUGGGGCGCAGGCUGCAUCAUGGCCGAAAUGUGGACACGCAGCCCCAUCAUGCAGGGUAACACAGAACAGCACCAGCUCACGCUCAUCAGCCAGCUCUGUGGGUCCAUCACCCCUGAGGUUUGGCCAAAUGUGGACAAAUACGAACUGUACCAGAAGCUGGAUCUGCCCAAAGGCCAAAAGCGGAAAGUGAAGGACCGGCUAAAAGCCUACGUCAAAGAUCAAUAUGCUCUGGAUCUCAUAGACAAGCUACUGGUCUUGGAUCCCGCUCAGCGAAUAGAUAGCGAUGAUGCCCUGAAUCACGAUUUCUUCUGGUCGGACCCGAUGCCCUCUGACCUCAAGAACAUGCUCUCUACCCAUAACCAAUCCAUGUUUGAGUACCUGGCUCCGCCCAGAAGGAGAGGCGGGCAUGUGCCACAAGCGCCCAACAUGCAGGGCCGGAAUCCUGCUGCGACCAAUCAGACGGAGUUUGACAGAGUGUUUUGAUUCCUGUCGGCUUGGAAGCAGAAAGAGGUGACCCACGUUUCCUGGAGGGCUCUGAGAUUUCCUGUGUCUAGUGGAACAGCCUAAUGGCUCUGUGUUCACAUCUGAGAGACGCAGGACUAGAUACAGUGACUGGAACCAUAUAAAGGCAGAGUUGUGUUAGAUUAUGCUGAACCUUGGGCAACAGCAGGAACUCCAAUAAUUAUGGCUUUUCUGCUCAUCUCACUUUCCAAAGUCCUGAAAUCUCGUUCGACUCUUUUACAGAGUGACAUUUGCUGUUCAGCCCUCGACCAUCUUUUCUAUUGGUGCGUUUGGGAGACUUUGUGGUGACGGGGAGUCCAUAAAGUCCCUUUGGCGCUCGGCAUCAUGACCCAUGAUACUUGCUUUCUGAGAAUGGGUGGUGUACCCACUGCCUUUGCCAGUGAGUUCCAUCCAGGUGUGACAUGACUGGCAGGACUGACUGGCAUAUACCCAGGCCGUGGCGAACUCUCCGGAUUUUCCUAAGGCAACAGCGGUGGACAUGUGGCAGGCGUGAGAAAAAUCCUAGGAUCUCCUAUUCCAUCUUGCCUCUUUGCUGCUGUUCGCUUUGGUGGUUCUGGCUUCACCCAACAGACUCUGGAGGGAGAAUUCUUUUGCUUGGCUGGUGGAAUCUGCACUCCACACUAUCAUGCAUUUUUUUGUAGGGCUGCAGCGAGUUCUCCAAGCAACGGCAAAGGCUCACUGGGUGUGACCUAGCCAAGUGUGGAAGGAAACAUAUCGUCCUUCCCCUCCACUUAGGCCAGGAAGUUCUGGGUGGGAGAAUUAUGAAUACUGAACCUCAUUAUGUUCUCUAUUAUUAUUAGUAUUUUUAAUAACUCAAUGAAGAACAACUCAAGACUGUAAUUAAAAGUCUUUGCUUUGAUCGCUCA